This is a messenger RNA of Exophiala dermatitidis NIH/UT8656, 2206 nucleotides long. RefSeq lists its product as uncharacterized. Lineage: Eukaryota; Fungi; Ascomycota; Eurotiomycetes; Chaetothyriales; Herpotrichiellaceae. Gene Ontology annotation, biological process: mitochondrion distribution. The coding region runs from base 290 to 1855 and encodes 521 amino acids. The transcript has 5 exons. The record is from RefSeq and is a predicted model, not a curated record. Gene Ontology annotation, cellular component: cytoplasm.
CACAUGCCCACCUACCUAGGUAUGUAGACAGGGAGUUGUGAUCGUCAGGCCUUCUGUUCCAUUUCGUUGCUCUGCGGGAAUAUAAAUUAUUGAAGCGUCGCCAAGAAAACAUUGAAAUGGAAUCUUCAUCUGAUAGUCGCAUCGCCGAUCAAACAAGCAUCGGUUGAGUACCUACUGUGCCAGUCAUUUUACUUGCUGCCGUACAGAUAACCCGAGGGGGGUCUAGGAAACACAUCAGAACGGCUCAGGCGCAAACAGAACAGCGCGUGAAUGGGAAGAUGAUACCACGAUGCACGAAAUCGUGACCAUUCAAUUGGGCCAAAAGAGUAACUAUCUCGCCACCCAUUUUUGGAAUACUCAGGAAUCUUACUUCACAUACUCGGAGCAUGAAGAACCGCUGGUGGAUCAUGAUGUCCAUUUCCGCCCUGGUCUGGGAGUCGGUGGUGUAGAGACCUUCACUCCGCGCACCAUCAUCUACGAUCUGAAAGGGGGAUUUGGCACUCUACGUAAAUUCAAUGCCCUGUAUGACAACCAGCAUGACUCUGGUGAGGUUGUGCGCGGGCUGUGGGACGGUGCGACCUCGACGCAACAAGAGCCCGCCAUUGAACCAACAGAGUACCAGAAGCGACUCGACCUCGGGCUCCCCACGUCUCAGCUGCAGGACUCCGAUGUCCGGUAUUGGUCGGACUUCAACAGGGUGUUUUUCCAUCCCAGAUCCAUGGUCCAUGUAAAUGAGUAUGAGCUGAACUCACAGCUAAUGCCGUUCGAAAACUGGCACGCUGGAAGCGACCUCUUUGACAGCCUUACCCGAGAAUUCGACCUUCUUGACCGAGACAUUCGACCAUUCACAGAAGAAUGCGACCAUAUGCAAGGCUUCCAGGUCUUCACAGGGGCAGAUGAUGCCUGGGGUGGCUUUGCGGCCAAAUACCUCGAACAUUUACGCGAUGAGUACGGUAAGAUCAGCAUGUGGACAUGGGGAAUCGAAGACGCAUCCAGAGUCAGCAGGCAAAAGCAGUUGGCACGAGAUUGCAACACUGUGAGGUCCCUCAGCACAAUCGGCCAGCAGGCUUCUGUGUAUGUGCGCCUCGCUGCUCCUCCCUCGUCGCUCCCGGGGUAUGUUCGCCUCCAGAGUAGCUCUGACUGGGUGACCACUGCACUCCUCUGCACCGGCCUGGAGUCGAUUACACUUCCCACAAGGCUCACUGCGAAUGGGCAUAAACGAGGCUCAUUGCCGCUGUUUGAGGAUACCUUGAACACCAAUGGGCAUCAGAACAUCUUCGAACUCCAGGCAAGUAUUACCAAUGCCACACGCCAUGAUCAUCAUCAGAACACUGGUGCAUCCGCUGGGCAAUCAAGUGGGAGAUCUUUGUCUACAGAAGACAAUAGCGGUAAUGGGCAGCCAGAACCGACUGACUUUGACAUGAAUUAUUCUUCCCAUACGACUCGGUCAACAACGUCGCAAUCUUCUCACGUGUUUGCGCAAGUUGAAUGCGAGCGCGGGCACUCGAAUUCCGCCUCUCGACCCUUGACCCUGGAUCCUGAAGAACGGCUGCGUAGAAGAUUGGACGAAGAAAGUGUCGUUGAGAGAUAUCAAACCGGGCUCCAGUUUCCGCUGCUGGAGACAUUCCCAGAUGGACUCUUCGAGACCAACCGAGAAAGCCGGGGUGGCCUGGAUAUCUCGGCAGGGCUUGUUUGCGCCUCCGGCAUGAAGGACCAGAUCCUGCACCUGAGAGAUGCGACAAUUCGGUACUGCCAAUUGGACGAGCGCGAGAGCCUGUACGAUGAUUUGAGCCAGCUGUCGCAGUAUUACCAGUUUGGUUGGGACAGCGGGUCGGAUAGUGGCCAGGACGAGUGAAGACUCUCUGUUACUGAUACCUAGGUAGUCAGGCACUGGAACCAAAAAGAGUGAGCCGGAUUUGCUGGACAUGGCCGCGUUUCCGAGAACCUACUCAGCGGAAGAGCUCGCAGCCGCCCGCUGGGCCACAAUGCGACGGUUCAAGCCGAUGGUAGGUGUCACCACUGUACAGUUGUAGUAGUACAACUAUGCUACAGUCAUCAGUGGUGGGAAGCAGCAGGAUACCUGCAAAGCGCCCUCGCCAAAAAUUCCGACAGUAUUCGCAUAGAAACUAUUGACGGUUAGCCGCCCACCAUGGAUGGCCUGAUCCCCUCCACCGGUGGCGUUCUCCAUCAGGCUUUUUCACUGCCA